AUGGCUGGUUCCUGGAUUCAGGUGCUGGCGGACUGUGGCGGAGGAUUGCACAGGUGUGGGGAGUUGGGGCAGGCCCGGGAAGGGAAGCAGGUGCGCCAGGGUGUGCAGAAGGUACAGUGUCUCAUUCUGGGGAUGAAGGAAUACCGGGGUGGUGACGUGAAAUUCUUCAUGGGCAGGAUUAUGCAGGUCACAGCCCUGGCGGCGUUCAUCUGCAUAGAGACCAUCAUGGAGUGCUCGCCCUGCGAAGGCCUCUACUUUUUCGAGUUUGUGAGCUGCAGUGCGUUUGUGGUGACUGGCGUCUUACUGAUUCUGUUCAGUCUCAACCUCCACAUGAGGAUCCCCCAGAUCAACUGGAACCUGACGGACUUGGUGAACACCGGGCUCAGCACUUUCUUUUUCUUCGUCGCCUCGAUCGUCUUGGCUGCUCUGAACCACACAGCUGGAGCGGAGAUUGCCGCCGUGAUAUUCGGCUUCUUGGCGACAGCAGUGUACGCAGCGAGCGCCUUCCUGUCCCUGCAGAAGUGGAGAGGCAGCCUGAGCCAGCAGAGCACCAGCGACUACAUCCGGGCCCGCUCCGAGUCCAGGGACGUGGACAGCCGCCCCGAGAUCCAGCGCCUGGACACGUGAGGACCGGCGGGGCCUCGCCCUCCCGCCCAGCCCUGCAAUCAAACUUUCUUCCCCUCGUCACGUCAGAUUCCCAUGUGAUCACAUCGGAUGCUGCCCUCUGCAGAAAGAAGUUCACUCGGGUAACAGGUUUUCUGAGUGGCCCUGCUAGCGGGUAUGUGGGUGGAGGGCACCCCGGUGCCUAGCUGUCCAGACAGCAGUGGGCAGGCCUGGCCGUGGCUUCUCCAGCCUGUGGGGACUGUGGAGGGCAGCUGGCCUCCUGGCUGGCCGAGUCCACCCUCGAGCUGACUCGGAGAAGGAGAAGGACUCUCUGUCACGCGUGUUUGCAGCAAGUCGAGACUGGGGAUGGAAUGGGGUUCCUGAGAGGCACGAGGAACCAUGAAGGAAUUAUGACGGAGGGGCAGCAAUCCCCGGGCAGCUCCUGGGGGCUGCUGCCCUGCUUGUGUGUGCCCCAGGGUGGUGCUGAAAACCGGCCGGACCCUCACUUCACACAUUCUCCCCCCACCUGCCUGACCUGGGCUGCAGGCGGCCAGCACAGCCAGAAGGUCAUGUGUGAUCCUGAGGGUCUGGGUGGAGGGAUGAGCUCCCCAACUCUCCCUGGACCUCACUGGGUUAGGAAUCUCUGAUGUCCACUUGGGACAGCUG
This is a messenger RNA of Echinops telfairi (small Madagascar hedgehog), 1269 nucleotides long. It is a transcript of the gene CMTM4, whose product is annotated as CKLF like MARVEL transmembrane domain containing 4. Lineage: Eukaryota; Metazoa; Chordata; Mammalia; Afrosoricida; Tenrecidae. Gene Ontology annotation, cellular component: membrane. The transcript is spliced from 5 exons. The coding region runs from base 1 to 627 and encodes 208 amino acids. The record is from RefSeq and is a predicted model, not a curated record.